Molecule: messenger RNA, 332 nt
Organism: Heteronotia binoei (common prickly gecko)
Lineage: Eukaryota; Metazoa; Chordata; Lepidosauria; Squamata; Gekkonidae
Product: growth-regulated alpha protein-like
Exons: 4
Coding region: 1-300 (99 amino acids)
Biological process (GO): neutrophil chemotaxis; cellular response to lipopolysaccharide; chemokine-mediated signaling pathway
Cellular component (GO): extracellular region
Molecular function (GO): chemokine activity; CXCR chemokine receptor binding
Source: RefSeq, a predicted model, not a curated record
AUGAGGCCGAGCUGUCCUCUCUUCCUUCUUGCUCUCUUGAUUGUUUGCCACACUGGCACUGCAGCUAUCUUUGAUCCAGACAAUCUCAACUGCAAAUGUAGAAGAGUAACAUCCGCCUUCAUCCAUCCCUCAAAAUAUGCAUCCAUCAAGGUCACGCUGCCUGGAAUCAGUUGCCGAAGGACUGAAAUCAUAAUCACGAUGAGGACAGGAAGGUUUGUGUGUAUUGAUCCUGAGGUGAAGUGGGUGAAGAAUUUGCUGGCAGCCAUAAAACGCAACCGUCCUUCUCAAACAACAAAUUGAAGUUUUCAGUAAAAGAAACGGAUGACAGAAAA